UACUGGGGAGGCAGGAAAGCAACUCGGGCAAGAAUCACGACCAGCAUCGCGGAAAAUGGCGCACAUCAAACGCGCUAACGGCGUGGCCCAGCCUUUCAACUUGCUGAAAAGUCUAAUGCAUGAGGUCGAAAUCAGAAAGAUAAUAGACUUGGCCGAUGAGCAUGAGCCUGCAUACCACAAGCCAAGUCUGGCAAUGAAGCUUGCGCGCGACGCUUUUUUGCAUCUGAAGAAGGUCGAGAGGUUUGGCGCAGCCAAGUAUGGGGCGCUGGAGUUUCCUGGUCGAUUGGAGGAAGCCGAGGAGAAUUGUAUACUGCUACUCUUACGGCAAGAACAGGAUUAAUGCCUGGUGUGUGGCCUAAAUUUAUCUUCUAUAGGAUCCGGAUCUAGGUCCUUCAUCACGUGUGGAUCACUGGAUUCGCCAGCACGAGCAAGAAUGAUAAAUACUUGCGCUAAUUUUCAGGCUGUUGUCUGCAGGGGAGCUAAACGCCUUGGGGUUCGAGGCGUGUCUGUAUAUUAGCGAAAAAAAGCCGGACCAUGAGUUUUUUGUUCCGAACCGUAGACUGGGUCCAUGGGGCGCAGGGGACUUUAUGAAGACAGGAAAACUUUUACUCAUGUUCAGAGACCAGUCUCCCAGGUCCAAGAAGUAGACGACAGAGGAUAGACUUUUCGGAGGGGGAGGACGAGUAAAGAUGAUUUUCCUGUCAUAGUUUGCUUUCGAUCUCGAUGGCGUUACCUUUACAAGCAGGGAUAUCGGCAAGAUUCUUAUGCAUGGUGAGGUAACUAAGUAACUUAUAAGUAGCUAGACUUCCGCUUCGUGUGCCUGCUCCCUACUGUGAAACUUUUGGAAUAGCGGUCCUCUACCUUUAGCAGAAUCCUCCGGAUAGCGCGUUUUUUAUGUCUGGUUCGUUACGGGUAGAAAAGCGAUUCUGUUCUUGCCUCUUUCAUAGAUUGCACGAUGAAAAGUGGGAGCCGAGACCGGGUGUGUGCUGUCAUGGGUUCGACAAGCCGGGGCAUUUCGUACGCAGUCUUCGAGAUGUUUCGCGUGACGUCCGGUGUGUGGAUUCCCGACAGCGGAACCUUGUGUGGGCAUCCAUGAUAAUGACCGGAGAUGGGCGCCUGUUUGAUGAGAUGGUAUAUGCGAGUAAAAAACAUAAGGACUGUAUGGCGAGGUCAACACUAUAUUUCUCGGAUACAUAUAAAAUUUUUACCUUUUCACUAUAGUCCCCACUUAGAAUAGGCGACAUCUAGAGGCGAUAAGAGGCUUAUAGUCUAAGGGCUGUCACUAGCUAGUUAAACUAGAUAGUUAAAUAAGGAGAUAAGGAGGGUGGCCCGACGAAGCGAGCCAGAUUUGGACAGCAGAAGCGGGGGUCUGGAGCUGGAGGAAAAGGAGGUGGACUGGGAUCUUUCAGCUUGUUCGUCGCUGGCUUUGGGUCGGAACGCUCCGCGAAGCAACGAGAGGCCAUUACGCUGAUUCUGUCUAAUUCAAGCUAAGACUAGCUUGAAAAGCUCUAGCCCACUCUCUCAGGUGGUCCUCUGUUCUAAGUGUUGGAUUAUGAGGGGAAAUGGAUGAGAAACCAAGUAGAAUUAUAGAGAUUCGACUGAGACAAGAUCUAACAAGGGGAUCCCUGAACAAAGACCACGAAGAUCGAGCCUGGAAGAUCAACGAUGACGAGCGAACUCAAUGGAAGAACUUGCGACUUGCUUCUUGCGAUUGCUCUCAGGAGGUCCAAGCUAUGGCUAACCAUUCUCAUUCGAUUGAGCUCCCACUUUCUCACAGGAUUUGUUGGCCACUCUUUCAGAUUUUUCUUCUCUACAGACUAGAAGCGGGCCACUUACCUCGACAAACAAACUGAGGCCGAGUGUCUCGAUGUCUUUUGUGAGCACAUUGAUCAAUCAUUUAGAUACAUGCGCGGCCAUGAACUCAGUGCAGACCUCUUCGUUAGACCUAAAGAAAACUUUCAUGAUUCUGGAGCGUCUGACGGGGCGAGAUGGUUGCCAAUUCAACUUAAAGGCACAAGAAAACGGACUGCAGCCUGGUGCAGAAAAAUCAAGCGGGUCCUUCACAAUCACAAAGAGCAACUCCGUGGGUGCCUGUUGCUAGGAGUGCGCUCUUCUGCAGAAGACCUCACUUUCUGCCACCCAGUUCACCGGUCGCACGACUACGAGACGCUCGACGUCAAUUAUCACGCUUACGACUUCAAUCGCCAGGGCCUCGUCGUGGAGCUGCGUCGAAUAUUCCGCACCGGUUUGGGAGUGAGCCUGGAUAUUGCAAACCAAGGACUAGCCACCUGCCGCGCCAACCUCGUCGAGAACUCUGCUCGCACUAGCUUCAUUCGUGCGAUCCAGAACACGGGGCUGCAAUACCUUGCAGCCGAGCGCGAAUUCCAUGCAGUAGACGGCUACCUUCGAUGGAAGAACCUGCCGGGCCGACAGUAUCGCGCUCAGGAGAAAGUCCUGACCAUACGCAAGCACGAAGGAAGAGCAGCCUCGUCGCGGGUGCUUUUGCGACGGUAUCAUGUUGCUUUAUGGCUGCUGUAUUCAAAUAGAAGCAGCACAGAGACGAGCUGAAGGCCCUAAGUAUCUUGGUCCCCAUUUACAAAACAGAUCUACUGGGGGCACCUAUGGCCACGACGAAGCCGAUUUUCUACUGCUCCACGCGCGUUCAGAUCUUGCGGACACCAAUGGACUCAACUUACACGGCAGCGCCCUUAUACCAUUUGAAGAGCUUGACUCUGCGGGCUUUCUCCGGAGUGAUUUGCUUGGGUACUAAGCGCGAUCUCUCAAGCUUCUCCGUUUUGUGUGCUCUCAUACCGAGUCCACUCAAGGCCUCAAGUUACGCUCCUCCAAGUGGUGGCUACUUUAUAUAUCAUCUCCACAUCAUUCACCACCAAGCGCCCGGGGAAGUCGACGCUGACACUGUACCCAGAUGCGCCAGGUGUACUACGCCCACGCAGCGGAGGACUAGAAGACUACUAUCGACAAGCCAACUCAAGUUGUGGCCAAGAACUUGGCAAGAUUCUAGAGGAGCAAGAUGCAUCAUUCGGCAGCGGUUUUACAACAGGCCAGGUCUAUGAUUCUCCAGCAGAAACGUGCGCUAUCCAAUAAGGAAACCCAUAAGGGAACGACUUUCAUUUGAUUCGUCACACUUCAAGAACAACUACCUUACUCAAGUGGGGCCCUUCAACUCGAACUCUGCAACAGUCUGCACAAAUACAAGCAUACUACUACAAGAACAGAAAACAACUUAAAGCAACAUCAUAAGACAGGAACAAAACUAGGGAUGGGGGCUCGUCUUACGCUUCAAGUAAGCUUAUGGCGCUUAAAUAGCAUGACCUCAAUCAUCGGCCGAGUCUCUGACUAGAUGAAUUCAAUUAUGUAAGUAUAUUUUCUAAGUGAUGAGGCUGGUGGGGAUUCUGUGGCUCUCAUGGUAAUAUGGAGAGCGAAGCACAACUUAAAAAGACACGACCAGACUGGACUUAAUUCGAUGACAAAACCAAUGGGAAAGAAUUAGCUACCUCUAUGAUAUCGGUCACUUUUAUGAUGCGAGUUCUUACGUUCAACGGCUCGCCCGAGCCUCUGCGAAAAAUAUCUGAUAAUAGCCCUCGGGCGCUUUCGUGUCGACUCUAGUAGCUUGUCUGCCGUAAUUAAUAUCGAGUAGCAAACUGAUUUACAAAGUUCACUUAUGACAUCUAACAAAAAACAUCUUCCGCGUCAUCUUCAAACUCUAGCAAUAGUCCCUCCUCCUCAUCGUCAGAGAUCGCAGCUGCCUGAGCUACACCCAGCUGCUUCAGUUGCAACUCUCCAACAUCAGCUCCAUUCUCCUGCGCGAUGUGAGGAAACAGCUCCGCCUUGAUUCGAGCCCGGAUAUCGCCUACCGCGUCGAUCUCAGGCGCAACGGGAGCUAUAGCAGGACGCGCAUUGCCAGGCCAGUGGACCCUGAGACUAUCGAUCUUGUUUCCUUGUGCGUUGCGAUGCGAUCUGACUUGUGCCACGACGACGCUGGGCAUUUGCGCGGUCGAAUAAGCCUCGAGCUGCAGCCUAGCAGCCUCACGCGUGAGGGCGUUGCCAUUCUUGGGCCUCUUAAGAACUGGAGCAGCAGAAGACGAGCUACUCGCAGCGGCUUUUGCCUUUGGCUUCUUGCGUUUCUUCGAUGCAGCGAUCUGGGUCUCGUCCUUCAGAGCACCUGCGCUCUGGGCUACUACAUGCGUCUUAGUUGCUCGGCGCUUAAGCACAUCAACAAGCCGAGGAUCUAGAGCUCCAUUCUUGUGCCGCUCCGACAAGCUGCGUAGAUGAUGCGAUGGGACAUCCUCUAGCACCUCAGCCGAAAGAUCGCACGCGCGACAAACUGGACCCAUCAGCGCGAUCUGAUUCUGUUUCGCCACCGCAGCGCAUCGAACCGAGAAGCGUAGGCGCCUCGUGCCGUGAUCCAGAGUCCUGGCUGCGUCAAGACGACGGAGGUUCCUGCAGCAGAGCGAGCGGUCUGGAGAGAUCCUUCGCACAAGUCGAAUUCAUGAAGUAGGCCAGUCACCACCUCGGCACUGUCCUCACCUGUUGGCCAGAACGCUGCGUUUCCAUUGCGAGGACCAAGAUACACACCACCGACCCAGCCGCUGAAGUAGCGGCGAAUCGCGAUCCAGCGCGAAUUGAUCCGAAGGACGCAAAAACCGUACAAGUCGACUCUCUGCUGGAUCAGUUUCUUCUCUCCGAGCAGCUUGGACAUCGAGACCUUCGCCUUCAGCUCCUCUGCAGUCUUCAGAUCUGGGCUCUGUAUGAUGUGCCAGAUCUCAGCAGCUCUGAACCCCAGACGCUCCGGCUUGAAAGCGCUCGCGCGCUCAUCUCGCAUCAAGUUGAUCACCUCACGAAGCCCCACUGGCAAACGUCGAAGAGGAUCGUCUGUGAUGUACUCGAUUGAGUCCUUCAUGUCCUUGAAGAAGUCAGUCUGCCACGCCGAGAUGCUCUCUUUGUCCACUUGCUGGAGGCUCACGCGAUGACUCACCCGCUGUCGUAGUUCGUCGGGAGUUCCGUUCGCAGCAGCAACAGCCGCUGCCAACUCCUCUAACUCGUCUGGCAAGAGCAUUGGGCGGGGAUUGUUCACAUGCCCGAGCGGCUUCGGAUAGCGCUUAUGACUGCGACGCUGCUGCUGGCAGGCCUUCGACGCUCCAGACUGUUCUGCUGAACAGUGAGUCUUAUCCUGGAUGCGACGUUCUUUCCAUCGCGCCUCGAUAUCUUUCUCCGUAAUCGGAAAAGAGCGAAGAGUGCGGUAGACAUUGUUGGCUAUCAUCUCGUCACGCUGUUCUUCAUGCGCUCGCGUCAUCCGCUUGCAAUUCAACGACAACAAGAAGGAGCAACAGUUCUCGACGCGAGGAAGUGCUUCAACGGGCAACGCAAGACGCUCCAUCGCCAAGCUUUCCCACAGCCCAGGUUGUGGGUCGGCAAAGUCUGCCAUGUAGUUGCUGAUGAUGUUCCCGGCUAAUUUGAGUGCUGCUCUACAAUGCUGAUCCGACCGGUGUGAAACCGCAAAAGCUCCAGCAAACAACGACUUCCAGUGGUCGAGACGCCUCGCACCUAGGUAGUCCUGCACAUCUGGAGCUGUUAGACGAGUGGACGGAGCAAGAUCAAGAUCCAAAAAACGGCGACCACUUUCAAGAAGUUUCUCAGUUGCUAGUGCUGGUUCUUGUGCGUUCGUCGUAUUCAGCGACUCGAGCAUCAAAGACAAAUCGUAGCGACCAGCCGAAGCGUCAACCUGCGCCCGUAGAUCCACGUCCGAAGUUUGUUCUAGUAGUUUUUUCAUGUCAGGCGGAUGCGCACAGAGGAGCUUCUUCUUGUUCUCCGUCUCGUCAUCUUCUGUGUCGAUGUGCAGAGCAUUUUGGCCACCUGCUUGCUCUUCUUGGUUGUUCUGAGGCCGACCUCGACGAGCCUGCGCAGGACAUGGCGCAAGCGGAUCCAUCGCCGCCAAGGUAUACAAAAUCUUGUACUUCUGCUGCAAUAGCGCCUGGCUGCCCGUGGUAUCUCGAAAGAGUCGAGCGUUAGUACCAUGGAACAAGUUAACACCUGGCGAAGAUGAAACAAAAGGGGUAGGGGUCAGAGGGGGGGCAUAUAUACCUGACAAAAUAAAUAGCCACUUCCAUCCACUAGUGGUGGCUAGCGAAGUUUGGAGCUCAAAAGCAGAGGGUCAGAACCCCUUCCAGAAGGAGAGGCCUGAAGAGGAAAACCGUGACAACCUGAACGAUUUCAAGAAGAAAGCUCUGGCUAAGAAAGGAGACGAGCCCAUCUGCAGCAAGUUCCAGCAUCAAACUACAAGCACAACGUCAUAAAGGAGCAAGAACAAUGGAUAAGUACGCUCAGCCAUCGCCUCCUUCAGAGUAUCCAAUCCAGCUUCACGAAUAACGUCACCCGUAUAAGGCCGAUCAAUCUGCUCAGCUGUGCUGGCCUGCGACUGCAGCGAUUUGAGCGCUUUGCUAAAGUUGCCUUGGUUUUCUUUGGACCCUUUGGGUCCGACCAAAAAGCUCCUCCAUCCUCCGCUGAGUUCAUGAGCUGCAGGCGAUAGAUUCUUGCAGUCGUUCGAAAAGCGGCGGUCUAUACCACUGCGGUAAGCCGCAGGGAAGACCGUCGUCAUCAACUGGACAAAUCUGCUCUCGCUCGAGCCCUGGCCCGGUAAAAUGUGCAGGCUGCAGUCAGUAGUAUCAUCUUCCAGUGGACCAGAAUCGACAUCCCGGCACUUCAUGUCCCUGCCACGUAGUUGCUUUUCGACAUAUUUCGAACCAAAUACCGCCGAGGCAAAAUGGAGAAACGCACACGCCGAGCAGACUGCUGCGUCUUUGUUCUGUCGUGCUGUGAGGCAGUUCUUCCUGGCCGCAGCAAGGGGCAUCGGCCACAUAUACAACUCCUCGUAGGUUGUGUCCCCUUCUGGCAAAGCAACGUCGUCCACCCAGCAGAACUAGAAGGGGACGCUGUGACUUUGUGGGAGGGGAGUGAAAACGCAGGAGCUGUAGAUCUAGCUGCAAGUAACCAAAUCAGAAGAAAUAGAAAGAAAUAGAUGAGAAUCGUCCUCCGAAUAGUCUACCAGUCGAAUGAUCCAAUUCCUCGCCGUGUCUCAGUCUUGACCCAAGUAGAAACCUUAGAGACGUCUUCCUUACAUUCAUCCCAAAUGUAUGACUCUUCCGCGCGGAGGAAUAGUCAUACACGAGCACGAAGUUGUUGGAGUUGGAUCCAAUCGGAAUCGUAUAAGCCUUGCCAAUCAGAACUCCAGCCGGGUCUGAAGUUGAUCGAGUCAUCAAGCGCAGGCUGGUCAUCGUUCGACAGAUUUGGCGUAUCGCCAGAGCCUGGGGCGAGUUAAUUAUAAGGCAAGGAUAGAGAAUAGAUCAAACGUCGAUGAGGAAACACUUCCAAAAUGGUGGGUGACCCUUUAAAAGUAAGUGAAAGCGAAGCACUUCCUCGCCCCGAUGGAGUCCCUACUACGCCAACAUCUUCAGUCUGGGCCUCCUCUAGAAUCAUCGAAGGAAGAACAUAGAAAGCGCCUGCUCUCUCAUUCGUUGCGUUGCGGGGUCUCGGGCGAUCGCUCGCAUCUGCUCGGCUUCACAAAACUGCUCUACCUCAUAGGCUACAGCGUGGCAGUUCAGGAAGCUGACGCUCUCGAUCAGGUGCCUAAACUUGCGCGUCGCGAUGAUAUUGGCCCAAGAAGCGUCACCUAGCUCCCCCUUCUGAUAGGCUAACGCAGCACACUGUCGAGAAUGAGCGUGAGCAUCGUGGAGGAGUCCAACAAGCCAACGGUGGGGAGGGGCAGGCGGUGUGUUUUGUUGGGAGAGGGAAUCAUAUUGCAAACGAGAUCAAUCGAAGUGCAGUAGCCAAGAGGUUUCAUCUGUAGUUCAUAGAUGUUGCAGGUCAACUACAGCCAUACUGGAGAUGUGGAGAAACAGCAAAAGGAGACACAAGAUAGCCGUCUCUCAUAAGUGGGGCACCAACUGCCUGGCGCUUCCCUGCGUUUUGAAAGGCGGCACAGCGCAACUGUGCUUCCGAGAGAUUUCAUGAUGGAGCCCCUUGAGUUUCUUAUCGCAGUUCGUACCAUAUGCAGCGAAGAGGCUCCUCAGAUAGAACGCGAGUUGACCUGUUCGAUCAUCUCGAAAAUGAGAGCCCCAGGCCGUACUGCGAGCAUUCCGGUACCGUGGUCGGCGACCGUUGUUAUCAGCUGCAAUUAGAGCGCUGCCACCUCCGUGGUUGUCUCCCUGCUGCGCCGGCAUUUUUCUUAAGGUGGCUCAACUUACAGACUGGCCUUCUCCGAGUAGUCUCCUCAGUUGCACCCUUUUCAGCUACUUGCCAGGCAUGUUGUAAAUAAAGAGCUGAUCGCCGUGACUCAACUGCACAGAUAGACGACUCCAGCUUCUUCUUUAGUAGUUGCGUUUUCAGCUGUCAUCUUCUUUCACUCUCUAAAACGCGGACACCCUGCGAGAUUGAUACGAGUUACCGGGGGGGCUGCUGCCGAAGCGAUGGCCAGUCCAGCUUCUAAAAUAGCACGAGAAUCUUAUGGCUUUUGCUUGAGGGUGUGCGAUCGAUCCUCAAAGGAAACGAUCACAAGGAGGCAAGCCUCCAAAUAGAAGCGGUGGUCUUCAGUGCUCUCAUGCUUAAGGUCUAUCAGAUCAACAUCAAAGGAGAAACAAAAAGACCUAAGAUAAGGACGAGACGAACGCCAGUAAGUUUUUACUUUUUAAGCAUCUUCUUGCUGGUAAUCGAGUAGCAUCAUCAAGCUAAAACAUGAAACGAGUACUAUCGCAAGACAUGAAGAAACAAGACGAAAUAUUCAGACCCUAAACGAUAGAAAGACGCAGCUUCGCGCCUUCUUGUUCUAUUUAAUUAGAACCAUCACCCCGAGACUCCUUGUUAUUCGUCUCUUCCUUAGAUUCACCACGUCGAGCUUCCUCCUUAGUCUUUCUUCACAGCCGUGGCCUUCUUUUUCGGCUGAGCCUUCCCCUUUGGCUUCGCCUCCUUUUUGCCGCGGACGAGAGGCUCACCAUCGGAGUUCUUGUUUUCCGGCGCGACAGCGGACGCAGCAGGCGGCGGCAGCGGCAUAGCCUGUCUUGGAUGAUCAGUGCUGCUGCUAGGACCAGGCGGACCAGCAACGACGGGAGCCGGAGCGUUCAUCAAAGCAGGCAGGUUAGCAGCAGGCGGAGGAGGAAGCUGCUGUUUUAAGUGGGUAGCUGUAGUCUCAAGGAGCAGAGAGGAUAGGGAGAUCGUGACUUGAUGUUCGAAUAGUUUUAAAGAGCUUCCAUCUUCAAUAGAAGCAAGACUAUACUUCAGAACUCUAAAAAAUCAAAAAAGUGCAGCCAGCUGCAUGCUGAAAGUGCCCGGCGUGGCACCCUGGGCCGUCGCGAGUUUCUGGAUCUGCUUCGCCCCUUCAGCUUGAAGGACUUUCUGCAAGCAGGUCGCCAUGUCAGGCAAAGCCUGGCACGCAGCUUGCAGCUUGAGCAAGGGGAUUUGAUUGGAUAACCAAUACCCCAACGUACGCAGCGAGAAGUGUCCAUCGCGGGCACACUGCUGCACCAAGACACCAUCUCCGACACCAAUGGCAUCCAGCCAAUAUUUGUGCAUGCACUCGUGAGCGAUGCGUUGGGAAGCUGCGACCUGGCUCAUCUGGCAGACGCACGCGAUCAGAGUCACGAUCUCCGCCAAAGUGAUCUGCCCGAUCGCUGAGCAAGGUGGUGUUAUGAGUAAUAAAGCGAAGAACCAGGGGGGGAUAGGAGGUGGAACCGGGUUCGUGGUAGAGGAGAAGUAGAUGAUUAGACUCAUGCUAGCAAGAUCGAAACUGCACCAGGAAGCAAGUCGAGCGAGAUGAACAGAAGAUGACGCAAAGACUUCUAUCCUACUCAAAGCACAUCGAUAAGGGAAAGAACUACCAUCACCAAGUAGAUUCCAAGUAGAUAAAUACUCGAAAUCUUUUGGAAGCUCGCGCUCUGGAGCUGCGUCAGAGGACAGUAUCCAGUCUCAAAAGCGCGGAGCUCGCUGAUGCGCUCGUGCAUAAGCUCGCUGCGACUGCGCAACUCGUUCAGCGUCAGCUUGCGCGUGUCCUUCUUCCACUCGGCCCUCCCUAGAGGUUCACCCUUCUUAGUGGACGGCAUUUUUGUCCUUGGAAAUGCUUGUAGACUUCCCAACUCAAUUAAUAAGGAUGAACUGGCUCGGGAUUCACACAAGUGAGCCUAUUAGACUAAACAACAACACAAGGAAACAUAGUGCAUUUUGUUGAUGGCCUUUUUUCCUUUAUUCGUAAGCUAGUUUCAUUUUGCCUUUUGCUUUUUUCAUCUUAAUGCUACUACUAGAAACUUCUCUCGUCCCCUUAGCUCUCCUGUCCCUCAGCAUGCUCUCUCUCUCUAAUCCCUCGUGGAUAUAAGUUGUUGAAGCCGAUAGAAGUCGUCGCUUCUCCGCCCGGUGCGCUUGCAUCGUCAUCGCAUUCGUAUGGCGGGCCUUGCGCUCUCUGUGUUAGUUCUAGCCCCACUAGAAAAGUAGGCCAAACACCCCAGCAGUCUGAAAGGUUCCCGAUGAUUCAGAGAAAGCAAGUUCAAAUAUUAUGACGCCGAAGCGUAUCUCCAUAGAGUUCCGACGUUUUUCCUUCUUGUGUGGUCCUCAUGUGCUCAGCCUUCAUCUUCAGGAUGCCGCGCCGGAUUUGCUGCGCUGAGACCUAGAUACACGCGAUGUGGUGGCCAGGGUUCAGCCUGUUCCGACCCAAAGCCAGCGACGACCCUUUCGAAAAAUCCCUUCUACCAGCCUCUUCGUCCAGCUCCAAACGCACCGACGCUGCCUCCAAAAUGCUGGCUCCUCUUCUUGGGCCAGCCUCAAUCUACCUAAGUUAACUAUCUAGUUUAACUAGCUAGUGACAGCCCUAAGACUAGAUAGCCUCUAUUCGCCUCUAGAUAUUGCGCACUUCAAAGGGGGUUUUAAGUCAAAAGGUAAAAAUUUUAUAUAUAGUUGAAAAAUAUAUUGUUGACCCAGCCAUAGACUGGAAAUUAGUUCCUCCACGUCACCCAUGCCUCGACGAAAUAGUCAGGGAGAGCGUCGCCCGAGUCCUUUCGCAGGAAGAAAACCCUCGGAACGGGAGGCCCCUGGACUUGGGAGCACUCCUGGACCUGAACUCUCUGGACCAGUUGGACUUACAGGGCAAUCACCUGCGGGACAGCUUCGAACAACAUGCGCGACGGUCUCUUGAGUGGAACUUUUGUCGAGCAGAUGCUCGUUGGAUCGAUAGCGAUCUUGGUUGCAUGCCUGUCCUCGGAGAGGAGGAGUGGAACCUUUAUCCGAAGCAUGAGUUCUGGGCGGAUCUCAUUCAGAAAAAGCUCCAGCUGUUGUAUCUCAAGACGGUGCAGCCUUUAGCCUUUAGAAUACCGGUUCCACCACGUAAUCUGGAAAUCCGCGAGGCCUUUCUUUUCUAUGACUUCGACUGGCUGAGCCUUUUGAAAACCAUAUACUGCUGGCCAGAGGAAACGAGAAAGGAAGUGAUUCACUCUUCUGUUAUGGAUUUGCGAGAUCUGAUUGGUAACAUGUUCAGCAUCAUGGAUUGGGAGGAGGCGCUGGGGCGCGAUUUGUUCGACGCGGACGGCUAUGCGGAGUGCCUCUACUAUCUAGCGGCGAUUCUGGUGCGCAAUCGGGAAGCGUUUCCGACAUUCGCCGGUGAGCAGGUGGCGUUAGUUUUGUCGUGUAACUUCCGCACCAGCACAGACACUAAAGCUGCUGACCGCCUAGAUACGAAGCGCUUGGUGAAAGCCAUGGACGCCCAGAUUCGCGCGAGCGACCUCGCAGAGCUGCGCCUCUUCGAGAAUCGCAGAAGCUCUGUGAGCGACUAUUUUGGUUUUCUGCAGAAAUUGACAGAAGAGCCGAAAUUGUUGAACUUCGUCGAUCCAAGCUUACUGGUCAACUACUUCAGUUGGCUUGAUAAAGAGCUGCCCCGUCUUAGGGGAGCCGCUGACAAUUUGAUCGGGCGUCCCAGGCUCGGGGCGUUCGACUUUGGUCCGGAUUCAGAGAAUGAAGAAUAGGGCGCAGACAAUGCAAAAGGCGAAGACGGGGGGCCAGACGCUGUCCCGAAUGAAGGAGCAGACCAAGGAGUAUGAACUGCCUAACAAAUCCAGAAGAGUGUAGCUACAGAAAAGUCGCGCGUUUUGGCGGAACGUAUUACAGAGAUAACCCAUUGUGUAUGCUCGUCUAUGUAUGAUCGCCUGUGCCUAUUUCUAUUGACUUGGAAAUCAAUCAUCAAGAACAAUGUCAAGAGCCUAGCUCCGUUAUGAUUUCAUCCAUGUGGCAGAUCGUAAACAUAGUAGAAUAGAAUCACUGUGAAUGGCCCUUAACAUUCUCACCCUCCCACUCUCGGCAUUCGUGUCUAGCAUUUCCAUCAUUUUUUGACCGCGACUUCUUCUAGUGAAACAAGUCAGUGCUUACGUCUGAUUCGAGGCAGCCAACGACAAAAAGUAGACCCCACGCAGACCCUUCCAACCCCUCCAGCACAUAAAACUUAGACUUUCAAGAAUAGUACAAAGAACACAAAACACCUAUAAGAAUAAAAAAAAUAGUUGUACUUAUAUCAUUUUAAAACAUGAUUAGCAU
This is a messenger RNA of Amoebophrya sp. A25, 12579 nucleotides long. The record is from the annotation of a GenBank genome assembly. NCBI's taxonomy places the organism in Eukaryota, Dinophyceae, Syndiniales, Amoebophryaceae.